AUGAAAGGUCAGAAAAUCAUUGUCCCUAAGGUGCUUAGAGAGCAAAUGAUGGAGAAAAUCCAACAUGGACACAUGGGUGUUGAGAAGUGUCUCAAACGCGCCAGAGACAUCCUGUUUUGGCCGGGAAUGUCGUCUGAUAUUACUGAAAUUGUCUUAAAAUGUCCUAUAUGCUUAGAAAGACGGAACGAGAAUCCGAAGGAACCGUUACUUCUGCGUGAAGUUCCGCAAUACCCUUGGCAAACAGUUGCCACAGACCUUUUCAGCUGGAAUGAACAAAACUUCAUAGUAAUAGUCGAUUACUAUAGCCGCUAUGUUGAGGUUGAAAGACUGCUGAGUACCAAAAGUCAUGCUGUCAUUUCAAAGCUUAAGAGCUCAUUUUCGCGAAAUGGCAUACCUGAAAAGGUUAUCUCGGACAACGGUCCACAGUAUGCGUGUGACGAGUUUGCUGCAUUUGCUAAACAAUGGGAUUUUAUACACGAGACAUCUAGUCCACACUAUCCCCAGUCAAAUGAUCUAGCAGAAAAGACAGUACAGACCGUCAAAAGGAUUUCGUCAAAGUCCAAGGUCGAUAGCCAUGAUCCUCUUCUAGCCCUACUCGAGUAUAGGACAACCCCUCUCGAUAUCGGCUUUAGCCCCUCACAGCUUCUUAUGGGUCGGAAGUUAAGGUCAUUGCUUCCUGCAUCACAAGAGACAUUGAAACCCAAAACCCCAAACCCACUACAGGUCGGAGAAUCUAUACAACAAAGUCGUCUGCGGGAGAAGUAUUAUGAUAGGAGUGCACAGCCCCUUAAGCCCUUAGACAUUGGAGACCCUGUCCGCCUUCGGCAAACUACUGGUCUUUGGGAACCUGCUACGGUCGUUCAACAAAAUGAUGAUAGAUCGUACACUGUUAUGACCCCCAAACAGGUCAAGUACAGGCGUAACCGUCGUCACCUACUUGCCUCACCAGAGGUCAAACCAAGGUCAUGUGUGUUAGAUGAUCCUCCAACCCAAGAAGUAGAUUCUGCCGCACCACUAGAUUAUGCCCUGCCAUCGAAUAAAGGCAGCAAGCCCUCUCCUGAUUCCCUUCCAAUAACACCCCCAUCCUUUCCACUCCUAAUCUUAGUGGUGAAGACUUGCCAUAUAUCACUCGUUAAGGCAGAAUGGUUAAACUAA
Ylistrum balloti is the source of this 1155-nucleotide messenger RNA. RefSeq lists its product as uncharacterized. Gene Ontology annotation, biological process: DNA integration. Gene Ontology annotation, molecular function: nucleic acid binding. Bases 1 to 1155 code for a protein of 384 amino acids. The record is from RefSeq and is a predicted model, not a curated record. NCBI's taxonomy places the organism in Eukaryota, Metazoa, Mollusca, Bivalvia, Pectinida, Pectinidae. The transcript has a single exon.